CCUGAGGGCACACUUUAAGAUCUACUCCAAGUCCUAACUCUGCUUGGCUGAGCUCCUUCCAUGUCCCUGGUUUCGUCUUGUACUUUCUUCCUAAGUAUUUCUCCUCUGAGGCAGAAAAAAAGUCCAUGGCAUUCUGGAAGGAUAGCAUGUACCAGAAGAAUCUUGGAACACUGAAAAAAUAAAACAAGAUAAAGAUUUUAAAAAUGCAAUAAAAUUUUAAAAAGGAAAAAAAAAAAGAAGAAGAAAUAUGAAGCAGCAGCUCUGAAGCCUGAGCAAAGGACCCCGCAGUCCCCACCCAAAUUGCUUAACUCAGCCUCACUUAACCAGAUCCAGCAUUCUUGGUCCCUGGGCUUGCCACAGCUCUCUGAUCCUUAGAAUCUUCUUCAAUUCCAGCUAGAAUGCUGCGUCAGGUGCUUAGCAGGUUUCGUCAAAAGCUGGUAAGCAGACGUCCGCUGGAGAAAGAAGUGUAUGAGUAUAGAUUUGGCAUAAAACUGAAAACUCUGGAUUUAGUGGCACUGGGUGUGGGCCGCACAGUGGGUAUUGGUGUGUACUUUCUGGCUAAUGAGGUGGCUGGUAAUCAAGCAGGACCAUCCACUGUGAUCUGCUUUUUGGUGGCAGGUCUAACAUCACUGUUGGCUGGGCUGUGCUAUGCGGAGUUUAGUGCCCGGGUCCCCCAUUCUGGCUCGGCAUAUCUCUACAUCUACAUCACUGUAGGUGAACUGUGGGCUUUCAUCACUGGCUGGAACCUCAUCCUCUCCUUUGUUGUUGAUGCAUUCAUUGUGGUCCAGGCCUGGAUCUUAACUUUUGACAGCUUCAUUAGGAACCGGAUCUCUGAGACCCAGCAAGAGACCAUUUCACAGUAUGUUCCCCAAGUCAUUGCAGACAAUCUAGGCUACUUUUUUGUCAUCUUUCUGUUUUUGUUCACGGAACUGCUGUCUAUGGGUCGGCUUGGCUUCCUCAGAGUUUUUGAAGGGUUUACUUUGGUGAAGCUUUUGGUUCUCAGCUUUUGCAUCAUCUCUGGCUUCACUAAGGGGGACCUGCACAACUGGAAGCUCACAGAAGAGGACUACAUACAGGCUGGACUCAAUGACACCUCUCGAUUGGGCCCUCUGGGCUCCGGAGGAUUCAUGCCUUUUGGCUUUGAGGGCAUUCUCCGUGGAUCAGCUACUUGUUUCUAUGCAUUCAUAGGUUUCAGCGUUAUUGUUACCAGAGUCAAAGAAUCCCACAAUCCCCAGCGUUCCAUCCCCAUGGGCAUUGUGAUUUCACUGCUCAUCUGCUUUUUUGUGUAUUUUGGUGUCUCUGCAUCACUUACACUCAUGGUUCCUUACUACCAGCUUCAACCUGGGAGCACCUUGCCUGAGGCAUUUCUCCAUAUUGGCUGGGUCCCUGUGUACUAUCUUGUAGUUUUUGCAAUUUUUGGUAGUUUUUUUGUUGGCCUCUAUUUGGGCUUUACGUUCCCCAUACGUCGGGUGAUAUUCAUGAUGGCAAAGGAUGGUCUCCUCUUCCCAGUCCUUGCCACGUUCAUUUACAACACAUAUGGCCGUAUCUUGUCCACUCUGAUCCUUGGCAUUAUCACAGCAAUCAUGUUAUUCUUCUUUGGACUCACUGAUCUUCUGGAUCUGAGGUCAGUUGGGACCCUGAUAUCCUAUUCCCUGGUAGCUUUUUGUGUUCUUACCGUCAGGUACCAGAUUGAGAGGAGGAAGGAGGAAAAUGAAGAAGAGCUGCGGGAGGAGGAUGGGGAAAAUGUAGCGCAGAUGCAGGAGGAGACCACACCUGCAGCAGAGAAGCUGACUCUACAAGGCGUAUUUUUUCCAGGCAGCCCCACCCCCACUCCACUCUCUGGCCGGGUUGUCUAUGUUUGCUCCUCACUGCUGGUUCUGCUGAUGACUCUCCUCUGCCUGGUGCUGACCCACUGGCCAGGUCUGCUUUCUGGAGACCCAGGGCCUAUCACAGUGGUUGUACUGCUCCUGGUGCUCAUCACUGGGAUCACUGGGGUCAUCUGGAGACAGCCUCAGAGCUCCUCUCCCCUUCACUUUAAGGUCCCUGCUCUACCUCUCCUCCCACUCCUGAGCAUCUUUAUGAAUGUUUGCCUUAUGACACAGAUGUCAGCUGGCACCUGGCUGAGAUUUGGUAUCUGGAUGCUGAUCGGGUUUGUUUUCUACUUCACCUACGGGAUUCAGCAAAGACGGGUAGCUUAACCCUGCUUAUGGACCCAAACUCUAGACCUUGAACUAAGCAGUGCCAAUAUAUAUUUGGCUUGAUAUCAUCACACCUGAAUGCAGUCUGGUUCCCUACACAAUGGGGAGUACUCCUGAGCACAUGGAAGUAUGGGCUUCUAUGAGAUAUUGGUGUGGGAACACUAUUAGAACUUCAUAUUUAUGGUACAGUGAAGGAUGUGUCUUUGCUCUCCGCCCCCCUACCUUUUUUUUUACUUUUUACUCUUCAGUUGUGUCUGUAGCUGCUUACUGACUUUUACAGAAUUAGUAUUGGAAGAACCUUGAUAAAAUGUUUUUCUUUUCUUUAGUUAAAUAUUCACUAAUGAAGGAGAUGCCUUGUUGGCAGAGUCAGUAGACCAUGACUCUUGCUCUCAGCCCCGUGAGUUUGAGCCCCACAUUGAAUGUAGAGAUUACUUAAGAAAAUAUCCAGUAGCAGAAUUACUGGAUCAUAUGGUAGUGCUGUUUUAAUCUUUUUGAGGAUCUUCCACACUGUUUUCCAUAAGGCCUGCAUCAAUUGACAUUCCUAUCAACAGUGCACGAAGAUUCCUUUUUCUCCAUAUCUUUGGCAACACUUGUUUUUCUUGUCUUUUUUAAGAUUUUUUUUUUUUUAUUUGACAGAGAGAGAUCACAAGUAGGCAGAGAGGCAGGCAGAGAGAGAGAGAGAGAGAGGAGGAAGCAGGCUCCCUGCUGAGCAGAGAGCCCGAUGCGGGACCCUGAGAUCAUGACCUGAGCCAAAGGCUUAACCAACAGAGCCACCCAGGCAUCCAUUUCUUGUCUUUUUGAUUUUAGCCCUCAUGGCAGGUAUAAAGUGACAUCUGACUGCACUUAUUUAAAAGAGUUUGAUAUAUUUAAUUUUUUUAUGUUCAGUUAGCUAAUGUAUAGUAAUCAUUUCUAUUUCCCUGAUGAUGAGUAACACUAAACAUCUUUUCAUGUGUCUGUUGGCCAUCUGUAUGUCUUCUUUGAAAAAGUAUCUAUUAAGGUCCUCUGCCCAUUUUUUAAUCAGAUUUUUGCUUUUUGUUAUCGCCUUGUAGAAGUUCUUUGUGUGUUUUGAGUAUUAACCCCUUAUUGAUAUAUCAUUUGCAAAUAUCUUCUAUUCAGUAGGUUGCCUUUUUUUGUUAUUGAUGGUUUCCUUUUCUGUACAAAAGUGUUUUUGUUUCAUGAAUUUGAAAAGAUAUAUGCACCUCUAUGUUUAUUGCAGCAUUAUUUACAAUAGCCAGGAUAUGGAAGGAACAGAUGUGUGCAUCAUUAGAAGAAUGGAUAAAGAAGAUGUAUUCUGGGGCACCUGAGUGGCUCAGUGGGUUAAAGCCUCUGCCUUUGGCCCAGGUCAUGAUCUCAGGGUCCUGGGAUUGAACUCCACAUUGGGCUCUCUGCUCAGUGGGAAGACUGCUUCCCUCUCUCUCUCUGCCCAUCUCUGCUUACUUGUGGUCUCUCUCUGUCAAAUAAAUAAGUAAAAUAUUCUUUUUAGGAACACCUGGGUGGCUCAGUGGGUUAAAGCCUCUACCUUCAGCUUGGGUCAUGAUCCCAGGGUCCUGGGAUCAAGCCCUGAAUUGGGCUCUCUGCUCAGCAGGGAGCCUGCUUCCUUCUCUCUCUCUCUGCCUGCCUCUCUGCCUACUUGUGAUCUCUGCCUGUCAAAUAAAUUAAUUAAAAAAAAACUUUAAAAAUAUAUUUUUUUAAAUAAAGAAUAUGUCUUCUAUAUGUACAUCCAAUGGACUAUUACUCAGCCAUAAAGAAGAAUGGAAUCUUGCCAUUUGUAACAACAGGAUGAACUGGGUGGGCAUCAUGCUAAUUUAAAUAUGUCAGUCUGGGAAAAACAAAUGCCAUGUUUUCAGUCUUAUGGAGAAUUAAAGAAACAAAAUAAAAUCAAAAUGAAAAAGAAAAAAGAGAGAGAAACGCAAUACCAAAAUAAAUAAAUAAUCAAACAAAAAAACACAACACCCUAGACCCCUAAAUAAUGGGAAAAAAACUCGUGGUUGCCAAAGGGGAGAUGGGUAGGGGAAUGGGUGAUUUAAAUAAAGGGAAUUAAGAGUACAUUAAUCUUUAUGAGCCCUGAAAAAUGUGUGAAAUUGUUGAAUCAUUGUAUUGUGCACCUGCGAGUAAUACAUCAACACUGCAUGCUCAUUAUAUUUACAUUAAAAAAAAAAAGAAAAAGAAGCUAAGAAAAGACUAAAAUAAAGAUGAAAUAUGGCUUCCGCAUUUAAGGAGCUUAUAUCUAAUACAAGAGGUAAAGCAUUGCUGUAACACAAAGUAGAACGUGUUGCCAUAAGUAAUAUAAAAAUAAAAUAUCUUGGCAAUUCAAGGUGGAGGAUGAUCAUUUGUGGCAGGUACAGAGGUGAGGGUUGAUGGUGAAAUCAGAGGAGACUUUGUAGAGGAAUGGCUUUUGAGCUGACUCACUUCAGGGGUGGAUUUGCCACAUCUGGGCAGUAGGGAGAGAUUGCAGGUCGAGAGAGAGCACCAGGAGGAGAAGCACAGGAAAAUGAAGUUGUGUUCAGAGCACAGUGAGUGGACUGUGUAGCUUGAGCCUUGGCUGUGUGAGGGGACAACAGAGCAUGCACAGGUGACUGGAGCCAGAGCUCUCCCCUGGACACAAAACACUUUGGCUUUGAGCUCACUGUCCAUGCCGAAAAUCCCUGGGUUGAUACUUCUCUUAGCAACAUCUGCAUUCUUGGACAUUAAAGUUUCUCUACUGUUGUCUGCUUUGGCCCACCUGUUCAGAACGUGCACAGCUGAAAGCCACAUGUCCUGGGUUCUGGGCUUGUUUUCACCACAAUUAGCAAUGUGACCUACAGGAAGCCACUCAGUUCCUUCCAUGCUCUGCUUAGUUAUGUGUAGCAGGAGAGGUCACAACUGAUCCCUUUCUCAAGUUACAUUUCCUUAAAAUAUUCUAGGAGUCCUCUGGUUCUUCUGUCCUGUUAUUCUCUCAAUUAGGUCACCUUACAACAAAUGACCUGAACCUGUAUCCUGCCUACUUUUCACUACAACCCAUUGUUGGAGUUGUAGAGGUCCAAUAAAUAACACCCUAUUUCCCCCUCCUUUGUUUGGAACCUAUUGAUAAUCAUGUCAUAGUGACAGAUGACUAAACUGUCACCUGUAGAUCUGCAGCCUAGUUGACUUGCUAAUCCUAAGUCAUUAAAUUAAACAGAACUACUCAUCACAAGUAGUGCUGAGUGUCCCUGGCCUACCAUCACAGGAGAGAGAAUUCUUUAAUUAGUUUUUCUCGUGUAUGAGCAGGUUGGAUUGCAUGGGUCCAGUGGGAAGUUUUGUUCUGGACAAAAAAAGAAAAUUGACAAAAAUUUGAAGAAGCUAACUGGGCACGCUCAGUGUUAUAUCUUCACUUCAUUAAUCAAGGUCCCAGUGAGAGAGGGCCCUGUGGAGAGUGGCUAGGAAUAGUAUCCUGCUCAGUGGUGCUUAACCUCAGGGGUGCCAUGACACCUGGAACGCUUGUGGAAAGAGAUUGCUGGACCCUUUCAGUGUUUGGAAUUCAGGAGGUCUGGGUGGGGCCCAGAACCUGUACUUCCAACAAGUUCCCAGGAGAUGCUGAUGCCACUGGUCCAGGGACCACCUGUUGAACACCAGAGCUCCAGAUAAAGGCUCUUCAGGUGUAAAGUUGAAGUGAGGGAAACAGAGGUGCCCUUUGUACACUCAUCUUCAUUUAACGAAACAUGGAGAUUAAAAUUCCAUUGAUAAUGCUUUCCCAUUGGGCAAAUCAUAAGGUAUCAUUUCACAAUUAUAUGUAUAUCAAAUUAAUACUGUGUAUACUGUAAAUAUGUCACAAUUUUAUAUGUCAACUAUACACCAAUAAAUCUGAAAAUUAAAAAA
Mustela lutreola (European mink) is the source of this 6032-nucleotide messenger RNA. Its product is annotated as cationic amino acid transporter 3-like. Gene Ontology annotation, molecular function: amino acid transmembrane transporter activity. The record is from RefSeq and is a predicted model, not a curated record. Gene Ontology annotation, biological process: amino acid transport; transmembrane transport. Bases 399 to 2198 code for a protein of 599 amino acids. Lineage: Eukaryota; Metazoa; Chordata; Mammalia; Carnivora; Mustelidae. Gene Ontology annotation, cellular component: plasma membrane. The transcript has 2 exons.